AUGUCCACCCGCCCUCUCUGCCUCGUCACCACUCGCAAUUCCCCAUCUCAACGGGCGCAUUUCGCAGUUUUUGUCCCAUCCACAACGAACUCCAAAAUUGGUACCACAAUCCAGGUCGUUGGCGCGCCUAUGGUGGGGUAUACUCUCGAAUUCAAACGGAACGAUGCGCCGAUGAACACCACGGGAUCCUAUACACAGGUCACGAUAGGACAGGUCCAUUCGGACCAUGUUCGAGAUGCGCCAAACGCCAAUCCAUUAACUAAAUCUACGCCGAUAAAUGAUCUCGAGGUCGCAGCGAGUCAAGUGCCGCCUCCCCGGAUCAGCCAGAACUUUAUGGCGCCGGUGAAUGAUACUACCAAUAAGAGAUGCCAAGAGUGGACCAUGGAAUAUGUUCGUCAUCUCGUUGCCAAAGGAUUCAUUGCGCCGGAGGCAAUUGAAAUUGUCCAGUCGAAACGGGACCCGCCAACCCAUGGAAUUGGCCUGCUACCUGUUACAUAUUGA
Molecule: messenger RNA, 501 nt
Organism: Aspergillus tanneri
Lineage: Eukaryota; Fungi; Ascomycota; Eurotiomycetes; Eurotiales; Aspergillaceae
Exons: 2
Coding region: 1-501 (166 amino acids)
Source: RefSeq, a predicted model, not a curated record